AUGGCUGAAGUAGACGGCGAUGAUAAUAAAAAGAGGAAGAGGAGUUUUUGGUCUCGAGUCUGGAAUGGUUUGUUUUUGUUUAGGUUACAUGGUGAUGAUUUUGAGAAACGAUUGCAAUACAUAUCUAAAGAAGAAGCCACUCUUAUUUCUAAAAUGAAGAGGAGAUCUUCAAGUUGGAGGUCAACCGCUAGGAAUUUAGUCGUCGUUUCUGUUUUCCUUGAGGUUGUAGCAUUGGCUUACGCUAUAAUUACAACAAGAUCUGUGGACUUAGACUGGCAAAUGAGGGCAUUACGAGUUCUUCCAAUCUUUCUUCUGCCUGCUUUCUCAUCCGCUUUGUAUUGGGCACUUUUUUGCUUCACAAGAAUGUGUGAUAGCAGAGAUCAGAAAACCCUAGAAAGCCUUCAGGUUGAAAGACAAGAAAAGAUUGAUGAACUAAAAGAACGAACAAAUUACUACACCACUCAGCAACUAAUUCAGAAAUAUGACCCUGAUCCAGCAGCCAAAGCAGCUGCUGCAGCUGUUCUUGCAUCGAAAUUGAGUGCUGAUUCAGGGAUAAGAAUGUUCCUAGAGGAGUCUCAUCAUGAUCUUCAAGAUACAGGGAAGAGCAAUGAUUUUGAGCCUGUGACAUCUUGUGGGCUGAGGAAAAGAAAUACAUCUGAUGCUACAACAUCAAAGGGGGGAGGCCAUGUAAUGCAGCAAUCUGAUGUGGACAUGAUUCAGCAUUUAGAAGAUGAGGUGUCUGAGGUGUCGCCACCUCAGCAGAUUGUUGUUGAGCAUCAUAACCCUUCAGCUUCAGGGACUCAAGAUGGGGGUUGGCUUGCUAAAGUUGCAGCUUUGCUUGUUGGAGAGGACCCUGCACAAUCUUUUGCACUUAUAUGUGGGAAUUGCCUUAUGCACAAUGGUCUUGCAAGGAAAGAGGAUUUCCCAUUCAUUACAUACUUUUGUCCACGCUGUCAUGCUCUGAAUAGACCGCGUGGCUCAACCACAAAUUCUCCAAAAGCAUCGGGUCCCACCAGUCCCAUGACAGGUGGCAAUGACGUCCCCAUGAGUGAGAAACCAUCACCUGUCAAUGUCAAUAGUCCCAUGGGUGAGACAGAACCCAGUGAGAAAAUAGGCGCUACUAGUCAAUAG
Lactuca virosa is the source of this 1131-nucleotide messenger RNA. Lineage: Eukaryota; Viridiplantae; Streptophyta; Magnoliopsida; Asterales; Asteraceae. The record is from the annotation of a GenBank genome assembly.